Arachis duranensis is the source of this 933-nucleotide messenger RNA. RefSeq names its product ATP-dependent DNA helicase PIF1-like. The record is from RefSeq and is a predicted model, not a curated record. The transcript has 3 exons. Lineage: Eukaryota; Viridiplantae; Streptophyta; Magnoliopsida; Fabales; Fabaceae. Bases 1 to 933 code for a protein of 310 amino acids.
AUGGGUGGAUUUUUCUUCUUAUACGGUCAAGGUGGUUGUGAAAAAAUAUUUUUAUGGUCAACUAUAUCGUGCUCAAUUAGGUCUAAAGGAGGGAAGUCCUCUUGCAAGGUUAAUAUCCAAGCUAAGGCCAAAUUAAUCACAUGGGAUGAAGCUCCAAUGAUAAAUGGUGAAUCGAUCGUUCAUAUACCAUCUGACAUUUUGAUUAAGAACUCUGAGACAGUUUUGGAUGACCUCAUUGAUUUCGUGUAUCCAAAUAUGUUAUCCAAUUUAUCCGUUGAAAUUUAUUUCAAGGAUAGAGCAAUUCUUGCACCAACUUUGGAUUUUUGUGUCACUGAUGUCAACAACAAGAUGACUGCAGGGCUACCUGGACAAGAAAUAGUCUACUUAAGUUCAGACUCUGUGUGUGCUGAAGAGGGAAAUAUGGAACUUGAGUUAGAUGCUUUCUCGCCGGAGAUUCUAAAUGGAAUAAAUUGUUCAGGUCUACCACCACACAAGUUGGUUCUAAAGGUUGGCGCUCCUGUUAUGUUGCUGCGGAAUAUAGACCAAACUAAUGGUUUGUGCAAUGGAACGAGGAUGCAAGUUAGAAGAAUGGAAAAUCAUGUGAUAGAAUGCAAGACUUUAACUAGUAACAAAGUUAGAAGUAUUGUUCUUAUCCCAAGAGUGAAUCUAAUUCCAAAUAAUGAAACAUUGCCGGUCAGGUUUCAAAGAAAACAAUUCCCAAUUAUCAUGUCAUUUGCAAUGAUAAUAAAUAAGUCCCAUGGACAAACUCUAUUGAAACUUCCAAGGCCAGUUUUCACCCAUGGUCAAUUGUUUGUUACGUUAUCAAGGGUAACGAGUAUAGAUGGUCUGCGAGUGCUGUUCCAAGAUCAUGGACACUUGGAAGAUAACUGCAUGAUGAAUGUGGUAUAUAGAGAAGUUUUUGAGAGCCUAUAA